Messenger RNA from Engraulis encrasicolus (European anchovy), 3043 nucleotides. It is a transcript of the gene tubgcp2, whose product is annotated as tubulin gamma complex component 2. NCBI's taxonomy places the organism in Eukaryota, Metazoa, Chordata, Actinopteri, Clupeiformes, Engraulidae. The record is from RefSeq and is a predicted model, not a curated record. The transcript has 19 exons. The coding region runs from base 69 to 2774 and encodes 901 amino acids. Gene Ontology annotation, molecular function: microtubule minus-end binding; gamma-tubulin binding. Gene Ontology annotation, biological process: mitotic cell cycle; spindle assembly; microtubule nucleation. Gene Ontology annotation, cellular component: centrosome; spindle pole; gamma-tubulin complex.
UUCCGCGUUACCAGGCCAAACACAACAGUUGUUGGCGGUAAGGAGGAGAGGCCAGGUCCUAAACAGUCAUGAGUGAGUUUAGAAUACACCAUGACGUGAACGAACUGCUCAGCCUUCUGCAUGUUCGUGGAGGGGAUGGUGCGGAGGUGUACAUCGAUUUACUGCAGAAGAACAGGACGCCCUAUGUCACGACCACUGUGUCAGCCCACAGCGCCAAGGUGAAGAUAGCGGAGUAUUCCAAAACACCUGAGGAUUUCCUGAAGAAAUAUGAGGAGCUCAAGUCCAAGAAUGUCCGAAACCUUGAUCCACUUGUUUACCUCCUGUCAAAGCUUACAGAAGACAAGGAGACUUUGCAGUAUUUACAGCAAAAUGCCAAGGAGCGGACAGAGAUGUCUGCGAAUGCCUCGGCUGCGACCAGCUCCACCUUCAGCCUCCCUCAGAGCAGCACCAAGAUGUCCAUGCAGGAGCUGGAGGAACUGCGCAAAAAGCUGGGCAACGUCACCGCCAGCUCCAACGUACCACAGUCGGCGGAGGUGACUCGUAAGAUGCUUCGGGACAGGCACAACAAGAAGAACCCCACCCAGCCCAUCCCCGUCUUCCCCAACUGGGUGUACGACCGGCCGACCCUUAUCGGAGACUUCAUCACGGGUGGCACUGGCACACCAGUUGGAGAACAAGCGCCCCCUAUUGGCACGCUGCCACUGACGGCCCAAGAGCAAGCGCUGGUGGAGGACCUCCUCUUCGUUCUGAUUGGUGUAGACGGGCGUGACAUCACAGCACAGCCUGUACUCGGACGCCAGAGCCGCUCGUUCAUCGUGGACACCUCGCUGGACAUGUCAAUCAAAGAGCUGGUUAACCGCAUCCUGCCUGUGGCCUCCUGUUACUCCACCAUCACACGGUUCACGGAGGAGCGGUCGUCGUUUGAGUACGGGCAGGUGAACCACGCGCUGACGGCGGCCAUGCGGACGCUGAUGAAGGAGUACCUGAUCCUGGUCACGCAGCUAGAGCACCUGCACCGCCAGGGCCUGCUCUCCCUGCAGAAGCUCUGGUUCUACAUCCAGCCUACCAUGAGGACCAUGGAGAUACUCGCAUCCAUUGCAACAUCGGUUGAGAAGGGGGACUGCAUGGGCGGCUCCACGUUAAGUCUCCUGCACGAUCGCACCUUCAACUACACGGGGGACAGCCAAGCUCAGGAGCUGUGUCUGUACUUGACCAAGGCAGCCAGCGUCCCCUACUUCGAGAUCCUGGAGAAGUGGGUCUACAGAGGCAUCAUCAAAGACCCUUACAGUGAGUUCAUGGUGGAGGAGCACGAGCUUCAGAAAGAGAAGAUCCAGGAGGACUACAAUGACAAGUACUGGGACCAGCGCUACACCAUCGUCCAGCACCGCAUCCCCUCCUUCCUGCAGAAGAUGGCCGACAAGAUCCUCAGCACAGGCAAGUACCUGAACGUGGUGCGUGAGUGUGGGCGGGACGUGACGUGUCCAGAUGCCAAAGAGGUGCUGUACACGUUGAAGGAGCGGGCAUAUGUGGAGCAGAUCGAGAAGGCCUACAACUACGCCAGCAAGGUGCUGCUGGACUUCCUCAUGGAGGAGAAGGAGCUCGUCUCACGCCUCAGGUCUAUCAAGCACUACUUCCUGAUGGACAAGGGCGAUUUCUUUGUGCACUUCAUGGACCUGACGGAGGAGGAGCUGAAGAAGGCGGUGGAUGACAUCAUCCCGCCCCGCCUGGAGGCCCUGCUGGAGCUGGCCCUGCGCAUGAGCACCGCCAACACCGACCCCUUCAAGGACGACCUCAAGAUUGACCUGAUGCAGCAUGACGUGAUAACGCAGCUGCUGCGCGUGCUGGCCAUCGAGACCAAGCAGGAGAAGGCCAUCAUCAACGCAGACCCCACCGAUGUCUCCCUCUCCGGCCUCGAAGCCUUCUCAUUUGACUACAUCGUCAAGUGGCCACUCUCGCUCAUCAUCAACCGGAAAGCGUUGACGCGCUACCAGAUGCUGUUCCGCCACAUGUUCUACUGCAAGCACGUGGAGCGGCUCCUCUGCAACGUGUGGAUAAGCAACAAGACAGCCAAGCAGUACUCCCUGCACUCCGCUAAAUGGUUUUCCACAGCGUUUGCAUUGAGGCAGCGCAUGCUGAACUUUGUGCAGAACAUCCAGUACUACAUGAUGUUCGAGGUCAAUGAGCCAACCUGGCACAUCAUGGAGAAGAACCUCAAAACAGCGUCCAAUAUUGAUGACGUGCUCUGUCACCACACCAGUUUCCUGGACAACUGUCUGAAGGACUGCAUGCUGACCAACCCCGAGCUGCUCAAGAUCUUCUCCAAGCUCAUGUCCGUCUGCGUCAUGUUCACCAACUGCAUGCAUAAAUUCACAGUGAAAUUAAUCCAAGAUGUGGAGACCAAUCGGAUGGAAGCAUUGUCCUCCAAGAACAAAGCCACAGAGGAGGCAGAGAAGAAGAAACUCACCACAAAGGACAAAACGGUGUGGAAAUUGCAAGGUCGACUAAAUAACAACCUCGGCCAUCCAAUAGUUUUGUUUGUGUCGGAGCAUGUGGACUCGCUGCAGUCGGACGCCAGCUUCGAGGCCACCAUCAGCAGCUUCGACUCCAACUUCAGCACGCUGCUGCUGGACCUGCUGGACAAGCUCAGCAUCUAUAGCACCAACGACUGCGAACACUCCAUGAUCAACAUCAUAUACCGGUUGGACUUCAAUGGCUUCUACACAGAGCGCUUGGAGAAGAUGGCCAUCGAACGUACACAGAAAGCAUCAGCGUAGCACCACUCAGUUGUUUUGGAAAAUUGAUCACAUCUACAUGACGUCAUGCCCACACCCAGAUGUGCACUCUGGCGCUCUUCACAAUUUUCAUGACGUGAUAACGCAGCAGAAUGAAUGCCUGUACAGAACGGCCCUAUUCCGUUGGGUCCCAAAGCUGCGUGAACCUUUGUCAGUUUGAUAAAGUGACUUAAUUGUGUGACAAUAUUUUGGACUUGUGUGGCCCGUAAAGCACUGAUAUAAUGCUCUUAUUAUACUCUAACAAGCAAAAG